Mizuhopecten yessoensis (Yesso scallop) is the source of this 1354-nucleotide messenger RNA. Its product is annotated as actin-85C-like. Bases 151 to 1287 code for a protein of 378 amino acids. The transcript is spliced from 2 exons. Lineage: Eukaryota; Metazoa; Mollusca; Bivalvia; Pectinida; Pectinidae. The record is from RefSeq and is a predicted model, not a curated record.
CCCACCAUACACCACGUCGUUGAUCACCUAUCAUUGUCGCCACACAAAGUAAUCAAACAGUUGGUUUCCAAAAAGAAAGAGUGUUUUAAACGACCCUAUAAGCUUAACCAGUAAUACUGACCAGGGAUACUGACCAGUUACUGACCAGUGAUGGCUUCAAAGAUCGAAGACUUGAGUGCUGUGGUACUGGACAAUGGGUCGGGCAUGUGUAAGGCCGGGUUUGCUGGGGACGACGCCCCUCGCUCUGUGUUUCCUUCCAUAGUCGGCAGACCCAGGCAUCAGGGGGUCAUGAUUGGGAUGGGACAGAAGGAUUCCUACGUCGGAGACGAGGCUCAAAGUAAGAGAGGCAUACUCACCCUCAAAUACCCAAUCGAGCACGGCAUCGUCACAAACUGGGACGACAUGGAGAAAGUCUGGCACCACACAUUCUACAACGAACUCCGUGUCGCCCCAGAUGAACACCCCAUACUCAUGACGGAGGCGCCGUUGAAUCCGAAGGCGAACCGGGAGAAGAUGACGCAGAUUAUGUUCGAGACGUUCAACACACCGGCGUUUUACGUAGCUAUCCAGGCCGUGUUGUCCCUGUAUUCCUCAGGUCGCACCACAGGGAUAGUGUUAGACUCGGGGGAUGGCGUCACGCACACCGUGCCGAUCUACGAAGGGUACGCCUUGCCUCAUGCCAUCUUGAGGAUCGAUCUGGCAGGCAGGGAUCUCACCGACUACCUGAUGAAAAUCAUGACGGAACGGGGUUACUCCUUCACAACAACAGCCGAAAGAGAGAUUGUCAGGGAUAUCAAAGAGAAACUAUGCUACAUUGCACAAGAUUUUGACGAUGAUAUGGUGCUGUCUGCCACUUCUAAAGACAUGGAAAGGACAUACGAACUACCCGAUGGUCAGGUGAUCAGCAUUGGUAACGAGAGAUUCAGGUGUCCGGAAGCGAUGUUCCAACCUUCCUUUAUCGGUAUUGAAAUGGCGGGCAUGCACGAAUCCACAUACAACUCAAUUCUUAAAUGCGACGUUGACAUCAGAAAAGAUCUCUAUUCCAACAUCGUAUUAUCCGGAGGUUCAACUAUGUUCCCAGGAGUAGCAGAACGUAUGAGUAAAGAGGUCGCGUCCUUGGCCCCGGAACUCAUCAAGGUGAAGGUCGUUGCUCCACCUGAGCGGAAGUACUCUGUUUGGAUUGGAGGAUCGAUCCUUGCCUCGUUGUCGACCUUUGAACAGAUGUGGAUCAGUCGGCAGGAAUAUAACGAGGCGGGAGCCGGUAUCAUUCAUAGAAAAUGUUUCUAGUCGCUCAUUAUACAUGUAGUUUGUAUUUUUGUAUCAGAAAAUGUCCGUUAAUGCAUUUUAAAUUAAA